Molecule: messenger RNA, 1575 nt
Organism: Ilyonectria robusta
Lineage: Eukaryota; Fungi; Ascomycota; Sordariomycetes; Hypocreales; Nectriaceae
Exons: 1
Coding region: 1-1575 (524 amino acids)
Source: RefSeq, a predicted model, not a curated record
AUGAAUCUCUUCAGAAGUGACGAAACGCCAUUUAUCGUCGAUGUAGCGCAAUACGCUGGCAACCAUCGAGGGCGAGUCGACAACUUGGAGUGCUGGGAGAUCAGGGAUCCCAGGCAAGAACCUUUCAACAGCAUCCUCCAGGCUGUUUGCGAGGAGGUUUCCCGGUGCCGCUCAAUUCCGCGGUCGUCGCAUGUCCUCAUCGACAUUUUCCUCCGAGGCAAGACUCUCGAUUCCAGCACCGCCUACGUAAUGCUCGCGGGCACCACCCAGCGACACAGAAAGAGCGCAGUAAGGCAUCUCAGACGAGGUCCCCUGCUGCGAGGUUACCCUGGCCUGAAGGUGGAUCAGUGGGACUGGCCGCCGCAAGCACUGAAUAUCAUCAUGACUGGGAAGAAGGGAGAAGCGCCCGACAAGAACUUGCUCUACAGAUGCUCCAAGUUUGACAUACGGCGGCUCGCAUCGGGGAAUGCGAAAGUCACCAACCAGGUUCCGAACAGUUCCCUCCUUUCAAUCAUCGCGACGAACGAUGGCGAAGAGACAUCUCGAGCUGGAAUGCUGAGCUGCGUUGUGAGGGUCGGACAGGACGACUUCUUCUUCGCACCGGCUCAUAUAUUCAUGCCCCGCCCGCCGGAGGAGCCCGAAGAGGACAUUGACAUGGAAGACUCGGAGUCGGACUGUGAAUCCGAGAUGCUGAGGGCCGGAAGUGCCACGCCAUCAGACUUUUCCUCCGACUCCGAAGCUACAACGGACGAUAUUGUCCAGGACGGCCUCUCCGGUAGCUGGAGUCGCGCCGAGCGGCCAAACUCGACUCAGCCAUCUCAUGCCACCGAAGGCUUUGAAAUCUUCUCGCCAGAGCACGACUACGCUCUUAUUCCGGUCCCAGAUGGCGAGACCUUCCAUCAAGAGCUCCGCUGCAUCUCAAAAGAGACAGUCGAGCGCAUCGACGCAGGCCAGUUCGCAGUCUCCGUCAUGACGCCAUCGCGCGGCUUGAUGAACGGCUUGCUUGACGGACGACCCACCCUCAUGCGACUCCCAUAUAGCAGCAGGUUCACCCGGUUCUACUCCAUCAGCCUCCCUGAUGCUGUCAGCGAGGGGGACUGUGGCUCGCUCGUGAUCGAUCAGAACACUAAACAGAUCUACGGCUUCAUCGUGGCCGCGAGCAUCGAACGGAGAGUGGCGUACAUCGUCUCGGCAGAUGAGAUUCUCCAGAACAUCACGGCUGAGCUGGGCAAAGAAUGCGGCCGAGGACAGCCAUUAGAGAGCAUGGCCUUUGCCAACCGUCAGCUCCCACCAUCGUCUAAAUAUGGAGAGCCGAGCGUACGAUCAUCUGCAAUCAGCCAUCCUGUCGUCACGAGAGUUUGUGACCCCUCGCCCAACAUGCCUGGCCAGUCUGCCGGCCUCCCCUCCGAGCUUCCGUCGGAGCCAGUGCCGAAUCUAUCUCCAAGCCGUGAACGUGUUUCGAAGCCGCCGCUACCGUCGUCGCCCUACCAACUCUUAGAGAAUCCCCUCUACCUCCCUACCUACCUCACCACGACCGUGACCGCGACAGCUCUGGCGACUACGACGCUGAUAUGA